CGACGUUUCUCGUCUUGGCCGUUGGCUGCAUCGAGAGACGCCAGAACUUUGUCUAGAAACCGCUUGCGACUUCAACUCGACUCGAGCGUGGACUCGACUGACCCCGGCCAAUUCGAGACUGUCGGUCGCUUGCUGAGGUUAGCCGAACAGAGCGAUGGCGACGUACGUGGCGGCGGAAGUGCCGACACCCGAGCCCAAGACGCAGACACACGCUGACGAACAUGAUGCAGAGUCUCAACCGUUCGACCGUGGAGACGACCAGGACGACGCUGAUGGGAUGCUGCUGCACCUGAUCCGCACCAUUGCGCUGUUCCUGUUCGUGUUCCUCUCGCAGACGGCCAAGUUGGCGGUGACGGACGCGGAACUCGCGGUGUUUGCAGCGGAUGCGGCCACGCCGGACUUGCUGGAUGCACAGACCAAGGAGCUGCAGCGACGACUGCACGCGGCGCUCAUCGCGUGGGUGCAGAGCGAGGUGAGCAGCAACCAGUUUGACGGACUGCUACAGGAGCAGGGGGCGUUCGUGGUGAUCAAGAGACUCUUUCGACAGCAGCGCGCCAAGGCGGCUGCGCAGUGCCGCGUGCUGGCAGCGCUCUUAAGCUCGUACUUGUCGCGACUGGAGACCCCGUUGGUGCGCUGCGAGCCCAGCAGCAUGCUGUCUUCAACGUUGGAAUACUUGCUCGCGAAGGAAAAGGAUGCGAAAGACAAGGAACCCGUGCCUCUGCCGAUGUUGUACCCACUCGUGAAUGCUGUGGACCUGGUGAGCAUCGAACAACGCGAAUGCCUCGAUGCGCUUAUGAACCUGCUACGAUGGCUUACGGCACACGAUCAA
This is a messenger RNA of Phytophthora sojae, 829 nucleotides long. RefSeq lists its product as hypothetical. The record is from RefSeq and is a predicted model, not a curated record. NCBI's taxonomy places the organism in Eukaryota, Oomycota, Peronosporomycetes, Peronosporales, Peronosporaceae. The annotation marks the transcript as partial. The transcript has a single exon.